AUGGACCUUCCGUAUGUGAAUGGCAGCAACGGUGGCAACGGCAAUGCAGUCGGCAGUGUCGCCAAUAUCGGGCUCAACCAGGAAGUGAACGACGUCGACAUCUUGAUCGACCGCCUCUGCCUCGGGUCUAGCGCGAUGCCCGCGUCGGAGUUCGUCGCCAUUGACGACAACCGGCCGACGUACGCCGAGCCGGGCGAGGACACGCUCACGACCGAGCCGCAGGCGGCGCCGUCUGGCGAUUCGUGGGAGGCCCCAGCAACGAUGCAAGCUAUCUACGAAGACAACUAUUUGCCUCUACUGCUGCGGCCGACCUCGUUGGUCUGGAGUCGGUCGGUGCGGCGUCUACCCCUAGUGGGAAGCGUCGCUCUGGCAAGGGCAAGGGGGGCAGGGGCGCUGGGGGAGCUAGCGGGGCCGGUGGAGGCGGUGGUGGAGGCAGUGGAGGGGGUGGGGGUGGUGGUGGGAGUGGUGGCGGGGGUGGAGGUGUCGGCAGCGACAGUGGAGGCGGAGGCGGCGGCGGCGGUGGCGGUGGGAGCGGAGGUGGUGGAGGUGGCGGAGGUGGAGGAGGCGGUGGCGGAGGAGGAGGAGGAGGAGGAGGUCGUGGCUCUUUGCAGAGGAGUGGCUCCUGUGGUGGUCAGCGCCAGCAGCAGCAGCGCAGUCCGGAGACCCUGUCCCCUCAGCAGCUCCGUGAGUGGGCAGGGGUAG
Messenger RNA from Closterium sp. NIES-65, 702 nucleotides. Lineage: Eukaryota; Viridiplantae; Streptophyta; Zygnematophyceae; Desmidiales; Closteriaceae. The record is from the annotation of a GenBank genome assembly.